Molecule: messenger RNA, 1802 nt
Organism: Suillus subalutaceus
Lineage: Eukaryota; Fungi; Basidiomycota; Agaricomycetes; Boletales; Suillaceae
Exons: 6
Coding region: 86-1573 (495 amino acids)
Source: RefSeq, a predicted model, not a curated record
CGAUAACUCACUUCAGGUCAUUUUCGCUUCCUCUUGAAGUCACGUUCACUCUGCACCCUUCCACUUGCGGUGACGCUGUAAUUGCAUGGAUUCCAUCAGCGAGAGCAACAACAAAGUCAUCUUCUGUAGAGGCGUCAAGGCUGACAGUGAACCAUGUGACUGCGAGGAGUUUUUUGCUCAGUCACAGGACAAGGGUCAUUGUGUGGAGUGUGGCCACGGCCGUAGCAAGCACCCUCGUAAAGUCUUGGACUACAGACCAGAAGAUACUAUUCAAGACGAACCUCAACCAAGUUCAUCGGCCACCAUCAAGGAGAUAUUUGAUCGAGUCGCUGGUGGCAGGAGCAUCAAUGACAAGCCAUCUGCCACAAGGCGAGGGAGCCUCUCACUCACUGCUGCCCGGGAUGAAGCCAUCUCAACAUUGUCUUCUACUCGACUCGCUGGCUACAAUAAAUUGGCCAAGGGUCCGGUGCCAUCAGCUGGCUUGCGGAAGGAUCGCAAAGAAACCAACCCAUACCCACCAAGUCAAGUGCGCCGGAACACUGCCUCUAAUAGUGCCACAGCAGCGACUGCCACUGUGUUUCGAGUUGCGUCAAUCGCCAUGCUAAUUUGCGGCACCGAUAAGAGUGGUCUCAUCAGAGAAGCCAAAGCCCCAGGCAAGGGUGGCCAGAAUGAAAUACAAGCCAUGAGGAACCGCGGGUGCUACCUCGACCAGCAGUUUAGAAUCGACAGCGGAUGGUCAUAUGCAAAGAUCACCAAUAACCUACGUACCUGGUUCCCAAAGGUCUUCAGAUACCUGGAUACGCAAGUUGAGAAGCGAACGUCCCAACCACGGUCCAGCCAUGAGGAAAAACCUGUUUGGCGCCUCCUAAACAAGUCUGGACAGGUGUUGACAGUUGUCGAUGUUGCAUUUCCAACUGGAAGUGACCUCUCAAAACACAAGGGACGAGACAAAGCCAGCGCCAGCGAAUGCCAUCUCUGGUUUGUAACGAGGAACCGGAUCCCGGACGAUAUUUACGAAUCUUGGAACACGCAGCCUGUUAUUGCAGGUUCAGAUUCCGAACGUGAUGAGAGUGACCAACUUUUCUCUGAUACGGACGGUUCAGUUGCCGAUAAGUCUGACAACGAGCUCGCAAGUUCCUUGAUGGAAUUGGAUCUGACUGAUGUCAAAGUCAAGGACUCAAACCCCAAAGGUAAAAUGAAGGCAAGAACACCAAAACGUACCAAUCACAUGAAACGAGUCCUUUCUCCUGACGAGUCAUCAUCCGAUACGAAGCGCCGAGUGGUUCAAAAGAAACAUAAGAAAGAAUCAGCGAGUGACGUUCCGCUAUUCUUUUCAGACUCAGGAAGUUCAAGUUGUCAAGCCCCUCCACCAACCCAGCCUCAAUUCAGUAGCCUCCGUCACGGUGACCUGCGACUCAAAGUGUCAUCUCCACCCGAAUUUGUGUCCGUCAGUGAGGACGAUGUCCUCUGGCGCAACAGAACGGACGGCGAUGACCCCUUCGCUCCGGAACGCAUCAAUCCUUGGGACUCUCGUUAUAUCAUGAUGCAGAAUGCUGCUAACUUUCUUAUUUGAAUCGCUGAUCACCCUUUGAGCUACAGAUAGUACUAAUUUCAUUUCAUGUUCUUCCUCGUGCUUUGCGGUACAUACUGUCAACCUCAUCCCGCCUCAUCACAUCACCCAUCCUAUACUUCCUACCUUGCAUCCUCGCGGUGCACUAGCUAAUGAUAUAUCACGGUCACAUACAUAUCUCAUUCAUUACUUCACACUCUUUUCCAAAUAGACAAAGAUUUCGAUGUGUGAA